Beta vulgaris subsp. vulgaris (sugar beet) is the source of this 2263-nucleotide messenger RNA. Its product is annotated as putative clathrin assembly protein At2g25430. The transcript has a single exon. The coding region runs from base 202 to 1938 and encodes 578 amino acids. Lineage: Eukaryota; Viridiplantae; Streptophyta; Magnoliopsida; Caryophyllales; Amaranthaceae. Gene Ontology annotation, cellular component: clathrin-coated vesicle; clathrin-coated pit. Gene Ontology annotation, molecular function: clathrin heavy chain binding; 1-phosphatidylinositol binding; ubiquitin binding. The record is from RefSeq and is a predicted model, not a curated record. Gene Ontology annotation, biological process: vesicle budding from membrane; clathrin coat assembly; clathrin-dependent endocytosis.
UUCUAAAGAAAACAUAAUUUUAGAAAUCUACCUUACUAGUAUUACCGUUUUACCCUAUAUCUUUCAUCAAAUCCAUUAACUAUAUGCCAUAUUCUUCCCCUGUUUUUAUUUCUUUCUCAAACAAGAAAAUUCUUAAACCCCGAAAAUCCCCUGUUUUUCAUCAACCAAAAGAUAAAAAUCAUCAAAGAUAAAGCAAAAUCAAUGGCACCCAGUAAAAUUCGUAAAGCAAUAGGAGUAGUGAAAGAUCAAACAAGCAUAAGUUUAGCGAAAAUGGCGAGUCAUUAUGACGCACAACUCGAUAUCUUGAUUUUGAAAGCUACAACCCAUGAAAACAGAGUCCCAAAUAUCAAAUAUUCGAAUGAAAUCAUGCAUUUGAUUUCAUCUUCAAGAGAACUUGUUAAAGAAUGUGUAAGUUUGAUUUGUAAAAGGAUUGAAAAAACCCAUGAUUGGAUUGUUGCAUUGAAGUCUUUGAUUCUUGUUCAUAGAUUAAUUGUUGAUGGUGGGAGGAUUUUUGUGAAGGAGAUUGCUUGUGCUAAUACUAGUUGUAAAAUGUUGAGUAAUUUGUGUUAUUUUAAAGAUGAAUCACAUUCAAAUUCAUGGGAUUACACUGAAUUUGUGAGAAGAUAUGGGAUGUAUCUUGUAAAGAAAGUUGAGUUGAUGGUGUUUGAUGAAAUGUGGCUGAGAAGGAAAGUGAGUUCUUCUGAUGAUUUGAAGAGAUUAGAGGAGAAAGAGAGGAAAAUGGAGGGAACCCAUUUGAGGGAUGAGUUAUUACUUGAGAGGGUGUUGAGUAGAAUGGAGAGGUUGCAAAGAUUGCUUCAGAGGGUUCUUUGUAUUCGUUCGAGGUGCGUUAACAAGCGCCGAAAGAUUGUGAUUCUUGCUCUUACUCCUGUGGUUGAGGAGAGUUUUGAUCUUUACUGUGAUAUAUGUGAAGGAUUGUCUUUCUUGUCGGAUCGAUUUUGGGGGAUGGAGUAUCUUAAUUCUGUUAAGACUUAUGGGACUUAUGCUACUGUUGCCAAGCAGUUUGAUGAUCUUGCUGAGUUCUAUGUUUGGUGUAAGGGUGUUGAGGUUGCUAGUGUUGAGGAUUAUCCCAAGGUUGAGCAUAUUAUUAGUGAUGAUCUUUUAAGAUCAAUGGAAAAUUUUGUGAAGAAGAAGGCGAAUGAAUUGAAGAGCUCUAAGAACAGUACGCUUAACAAUUCGCCUGUCGCAAGUAAGACUCUAGAAAGCAGUGCAGAUGGUGUGAAGUUACAUGACCAAGAUCCAAAUGCCAUAGUAGAGGCUUUGGGAAACUCGAAUGUUAUAAGUGAAGCAUCAUCAGCUAAGGAGAAAGGUGAAACUUUGGCUUUGGCUUUGUAUGAUGAGGAUCAGACCUCCAUUGGUAAUAAUCCAUGGGAAGACUUUUCUGAUAAUGCUGAUCAAUCGCAGAUUACUUCAGCUUGGGAAACUCCAGUUGCUGCAGAUCUCAGUAAUGUUAACUGGGAGUUGGCCUUGGUGGCAUCAUGUACUAGUAAUCUGACCAUUCAAAAGGUUGAUUUUGGUGACAGUUUUGAUGCUUUCCGGCUAAAUGGCAUGUAUGAUCAGAGUGUUGUAAGACAGUUGAGUGGCUAUGGGAGUGCUAGUAGCCUCGCGUUGCCUUGGCCUGAGAAAAGGGAGAGUGCCGUUUUGGCCUUGCCUAGCACAGAAGAGUCAGCCGAAAUGGUGAAUCAGGAUCCAUUCGCGUCUUCUGUUGCAGUGCCACCACCUACUUAUGUUCAGAUUUCGGAGAUGGAGAAGAAGUUUCAAUUACUGCUGGAAGAACAGAAGAUUUGGCAGCAAUAUGAGGCAGAUGGGAAGCAGGGUCAACUCAGCAGUUUGAUGCAUAAUGAAUCUACUGACAGUGCUGCUGUUCCACAGAACAUGAAGGCUCAUGAGUCAUCUACCAAUGACUUAGGGCUACUAUAAAAGUAUACAAACUUUAUGGAAAUGUGAGACAUACUAUCUUAGUUACCUACUAAGAUUUUAUCUCACUAGUAAAUACUGAUAGUUUGAUGAUAGUUCAUGCAUAUAUAGGAUAAAUGCUUACAGUUUGAAGACAGUAGAUUAAUGAAACAAGCACAGUGAUCUUUGUAUGAUUCAUAAUGAAUAUGCAAUUAAAUACAAGAGCUUCAUUGCAGUGGCAAAUGGCAUUUGCCUGUGAUUUUCACUAGUAAAUUUGCUUUUUGUUGACUGCAAUGUCUUUGUACUAGUGAACAUGCUCUCCGGAUACACAUGUGUUCCUGGAUAUUGC